Molecule: messenger RNA, 531 nt
Organism: Microthlaspi erraticum
Lineage: Eukaryota; Viridiplantae; Streptophyta; Magnoliopsida; Brassicales; Brassicaceae
Source: the annotation of a GenBank genome assembly
AUGUGCGUUUACGAGUGUAUGUUCACCGAAUUUGGGAUGAACUUCCCUCUGUCUCCUCUAUUUUUGCAAUUUGCGGCUGAUCGUGGCGUCCCUACGAGUCAACUGACCCACGGCGUGGUUCGCCACAUCGUUUUUACCGAGGCCCUGGCUAGAGCCGCCGGAGUUGUAUUCGACCGUCUCUUAUUUGAGCACGUUACUGAUCUCCGGGCUUCGUCGCGAGAGGGAAACUUCAAGCGGUUUCAUACCACGAUGAAGACCGUCCAGGCGAGCGAGACCGAACGGCGAACUCAAGGAGAAGUUCAGGCUGCUGAGGUAGUGGCGGCGCUUGAGAAGAAAAAGCAAGAGAGGAAAGAUAAGAGGGAGGGGAAAAACAAAUCUGCCAUCCCUGCGACUCCGAUAUCUACAGCGAAGCCAUCCCGUUCUAAGAAGAAAUCGAUGGGUCUUAGGAAGAGAGCGGCCGUGCCUAUUGACGACGUUGUCGUUGCUUCCGAGCCGGCGCCCAAAAAGAAAGGGUCGAGUCCCCCAGACUGA